Komagataella phaffii GS115 is the source of this 3354-nucleotide messenger RNA. RefSeq names its product Karyopherin/importin that interacts with the nuclear pore complex. The record is from RefSeq and is a predicted model, not a curated record. Gene Ontology annotation, biological process: protein import into nucleus. Gene Ontology annotation, molecular function: nuclear import signal receptor activity. Lineage: Eukaryota; Fungi; Ascomycota; Pichiomycetes; Pichiales; Pichiaceae. The coding region runs from base 1 to 3354 and encodes 1117 amino acids. Gene Ontology annotation, cellular component: cytoplasm; nucleus. The transcript has a single exon.
AUGUCUAGCAUCCCACCUGAAAUCAACAAUGUGCUUCUGUCAAUUAUACAGGCACUGUUAACUGGAGCUGGUGACAAACAGAUAUACGCCCAAGCUGAGCACUCAUUGAAUACGGAAUGGAUAGAUAAGGAACAAGUAGAAGUACUUCUUCUCUUUUUAGCUGAACAGGCAGUCCAAGGCCAAAGCGACGACAUCAGGGCUUUUAGUUGUGUUCUUUUCCGUCGAUUUGCCAUCAAGUCCCCAACUGGUAAAGGUUUUGAAAAACCGUACUACGACUUUACCAGCAAACAGAUUAAUCACAUAAGCAAAGAGGUCAAGGCUCAAAUUCAGAAAAUCUUACUACAAGGGUUCGUUUCGAGUUCUGGAGUUCCUGGCCAUAUUAGGCACAAAUUGGCUGACUGUAUCAGUGAAGUUGCCAAGGAUAGCGCCAAUGAAUGGCCUACGCUGAUUCCCACCUUAGUUGAAUGCAUCACGAACAGUAAUGAUCCGGUCACGAUCGAAUCGGCCUUUAGAGUGUUCAUUGAUGCUCCAAAGUUAAUUGGUGAUACUUACAUUAGGGAAAUGAUUCCUGUUUUUAGCAAAGGUCUAAACCAUGAGAAUAACCAGGUAAAAGUCGGUGCCUCCACCUCUUUUGUUUCCGUAUUUCGUGUGUUGAGCAGGGACUCAAGAAACGUGGCCUCAGAGUUACUUCCUAGCAUUCUCAAUAGUCUUCCUACUUUAUUGAGUAACGGUGAUGAAGAGUCUCUCACCAGCAUUUUAGAAUCGUUGAUUGAUCUAAUUGAGCUGAGUUGUAAGAUUUUCAAACCUAUGUUUACACAAAUCAUUGAGUUUGUUUCUGCCGUUGCAAAGGACAAAGAUUUAGACGGUUCCACUAGAAUAGCUGCAAUGGAGAUUUUACCUACCUUUGCUGAAUCUGCUCCGAACAUGUGCAAAUCUAAUGAGCUUUUCACUAACAGUGUCAUUCUCAAUACCCUUUCCAUGAUGACUGAGGUUUCCAUAGAUGAUGAACAGGCUGCUGAAUGGGCAAACAGUGACGAUUCUCAAGAGGACGAAGACGAGGAGGAAUACAAUGCCGCUCGAUUGGUUUUGGACAGAGUUUCUUUGGUGCUUGGUGGUGAAUCCUUAGCUUCUCCUCUUUUUCAGUUUUUACCACAGAUGCUUCAAUCACAGCAGUGGCGAGAGCGACAAGCGGCCUUGAUGGCGUUGUCUUCGGCAGCCGAGGGAUGCAGAAACGUGCUGAUAACGGAGAUUGACAAGAUCCUUUCUUUAAUCAUCCCUUGCUUAAAGGAUGAACAUCCUCGUGUUCAAUACGCAUGCUGUAACGCCCUCGGCCAAAUAUCCACUGACUUUGCCAAUAUCAUCCAAAAGACAAGUGGAGCUAUAAUAUUACCAGGUUUGAUUGGAAUGUUGACACCUCAACACACGUUCAGAGUGCAAGCACAUGCUGCUGCUGCUAUUGUCAACUUCAGUGAAUGUGCGUCAAAAGAAGUUCUCGAACCGUUCUUAGAUGACUUGUUAACCAACUUGUUAAAUGUGUUUUCCUCCCCCAAGAGAUAUGUUCAAGAACAGGUUCUCACCACAAUUGCUGUUGUUGCAGACGCAGCUGAACAGAAGUUUGUCAAGUACUACGAUACCAUGAUGCCUUUAUUGUUUAAUAUCCUUACUGCUGACUUAGCGUCGUUGGCAAAUACCAAUUUACGAGCAGAGGCUAUCGAAUGUGCCACUCUAAUCGCUUCUGCUGUUGGAAGAGAAAAAUUCUUACCACAUUCUCAGGAACUGAUCCGUAUUCUAGGUGACAUCCAAAAUAAUGAAAGUGAAUCAGAUCCUCAAGUUAAACAAUACUUGCAACAAGGUUGGUUCAGAAUUUGUAAAGUCAUAGGCAAAGAUUUUUUCCCUUGUCUUCCCGGUGUCCUACCUCCUUUAAUAUUGGAUGCCAAGGUCCAACAAUCUCGUUUAGAAGUUGACAAAGAUGAGGCCAAAGAACUGGCCACUAACCAAGAUUAUGACAUUGUUCAGGUUAAGGGAAAAUUCAUUGCCAUCCAUACCUCAUUGUUGGACGAUAAGGCAGCAGCAAUUGAAACCCUUCAGGAUUAUUUGCAGAUUCUGGGUACUGAGAUGUAUCCUUAUUUGAACGAAAUUGCAUACGAGAUCGUGAUCCCCGGUCUUCUUUUCUUUUUGCAUGAUGGAGUCCGUGGAGUCUGCUCUCUUAUUAUUCCAUCGUUGCUUCAAUGCAGCAUUGAAGCCACUGGAGUUAACUCGAAGCAAACUAUGGAUUUGUGGCAUGCAUGCAUCGAUCAAUUAAUGCUAGUCUUAAGUUCUGAUAGAGUUCCAGAAUUAAUUGUUGCAUACUACAAUUGUAUUGCUCAAUGCUUGGAAAAACUAGAUGCUUCCUGCCUAAACGAGCAGCACCUGUUCCAGCUGGGUGGUGUUAUUCAAGAGAAUCUUACGAACGUCUUUGAAAGUAUUAAGGCCAAGGAGAACAAAGAACCUAACGAGGAAGGUGAAUUCUAUGACGAUGAAGACGAUUACGAUGAUUUGGAUGAGAUUUCUGAUGACGAACUCUUGGACGAGAUUGUGAAGGGUUUCUCUAGUAUUUUCAAGUGUUUCAAGGGAAGGUUUUUACCUGUAUUCAACCAGUUGUUACCUACAGUUGCGUCAUUCAUCAACGAUGAGAACAGCGACAUCAGAGUUGCUGGUCUAUGCAUGAUUAGCGAUGUGAUCGAGCACGCAGGGGCUGAUUCUAUCCAAUUCAAGGAAAUGUUCCUAAGCCCAGUUGGAGAAAGUUUGGUAUCUGAAGACCCUCAAGUGCGUCAAGCUGCAGCAUAUUGUGUUGGAGUUAGUAUUCAAUAUGGGUCCGCGUUGACUUCUUACGGUGAAUACAUAAUAAACCUUACGCCAACAAUGAUUAACAUCGUUCAAGAUGCCAAUUCUCGUAACGGAGAUAAUUUGAAUGCCACAGAGAACGUCAUUGCAACUUUAGGAAAGUUCUACCAUCAAUUAAAAGCAUCAAACACUACAAAUUUCAACAUCCAAGGCAAAGGCUUGGAUAUACUGCUAGAUGAGUGGGUUAAAUCUCUUCCCAUCAUAAUGGAUGAGGAGUGUGCCAUUUUCUGUUACAACUUUUUACUGAAAUUGAUCGAAGGGAAUGACCCUUCUGUCACUAAUAAUGUCCUUCACGUGAUUGAUUCCAUGAUUCAGGGAUUACUGACAACUCUACAAGGGAACACCAAAUCAAAAGUGAUUCAAGCCGUGAAGAGUUUGUUGAACAACAUUCCUAGCGACCAAGUGAUGGCUCUGGUCAACAAAUACCCUCAAGAAGCUCAACUAAAGCUUAACAAAAUGUUGAAUGCUUGA